Messenger RNA from Schistosoma turkestanicum, 616 nucleotides. NCBI's taxonomy places the organism in Eukaryota, Metazoa, Platyhelminthes, Trematoda, Strigeidida, Schistosomatidae. The record is from the annotation of a GenBank genome assembly.
AUGACUGGAUCCAAUUCACCGAAGAAUAUUAAAAUAAUACGCAAAGUUUUGAUUCCAAUCGAUGGUAGUGCUGAAUCAAAAAGAGCAUUAACAUGGUAUAAAGAAAAUAUGAAACGUGAUGGUGAUCUAGUGAUCUUUGUUCAUGUGGUUGAUCCAAUCUUACCGUCAGCAUUAUCUGCUUUAUCGUAUGAAUGUGAAUCAAUGCCAGCUGGUUCAUCAUUUCAUGUACCAGAAGAAAGUAUGCGUAGUGCAAAAUAUCUAUGUCAUGAAAUGGUACAUGAAGCUACAAAAUAUGGUAUUAAAUCUGAGGCGCUAAUUCAAAUUGAUACAAAACCUGGUCCAGCAUUAGUUAAAACAAUACAAGAUAGAAAAAUUGAUGCAGCAGUUAUGUCAAAACGUGGUUUAGGAUUUUGGCGAUUGAAUUUCACCACAAGUGUUACUUCAUAUGUUUUGCAUCAUUCAAAUAUUCCAGUAUCUAUUGUACCACCAGUGGAUCAUUAGAUUGACGGUGGUGUCGUCGUCGUCCGAUGUCAACAAUUCUUAUUGAAACAAUCGGAUGGUACUUUGUCAUCUGUAAAUAUUGGCCAUAAUGAAGCUUUUUUAUAUUUUAUUGCAG